Molecule: messenger RNA, 10779 nt
Organism: Dermacentor silvarum
Lineage: Eukaryota; Metazoa; Arthropoda; Arachnida; Ixodida; Ixodidae
Gene: oxt
Product: xylosyltransferase 2-like
Biological process (GO): heparan sulfate proteoglycan biosynthetic process; chondroitin sulfate proteoglycan biosynthetic process
Cellular component (GO): membrane
Molecular function (GO): protein xylosyltransferase activity
Source: RefSeq, a predicted model, not a curated record
UCAAGAACAUCAAAAACUGCGCAGAGUUCCGAGUUCUCUGCGAGCCAGACGCGUUGGUUAAAGCGGUGACCGGGCAGCGGUACGCUCGAUUCCGCGCUAUUAAUCGACAGGUCGCCGUGUCAUUUUUUUUUUUGUUGUGGUGGCAACAGUCGGCCGUCGCGCCGAUUUGUUUUGGAGUUUGAUCCGCUACGGGGGCCCGUUCGAUCAAACGAUGCCGUGAUCUCGCCACUCUCUCUCCACUGCUGUGGCACCGAUGGCAGCCCUGCCGCUGAAAAUCUUCGGACAAGAACCGCUACCCGCUGAAACACGACUUCGAGACAACGACCCCGCUUACUCUCCGAGUUCGAGCCAUCGUCUACUUUGACAAAAACCCGUCUCAUCGGGACUGUGUCCGUGCCCGCCGCGCGGGAGCACAUUUCCGGCGAAUCGGACGCAGUGGUGGCACGGCGCACUUGAUAGACAAAAAAAAAAAAAAAUAAUAAUAAAAAAGAAAGGAGCGACCUGCGCGGUUUGCUGUGCCGGGGGCAAUUAGCAGUGGCCGUGCCGCGGUGGGCGGCCGUGACUCACCGCAGCGCGCUUUGACGCCGCUCUUUCGACGCCGCCGAAUGCACGCGAAUGGCAGUGUCUCGAGUGGUCACCAGUCAACGCUGGUGCCGCAGGCACGUGCCGUAUUUCGCCAUCGGAGUGGCCAUCCUGAGCGUGCAGAUCGUGCUCGGAUACCUGUUCUACCUCGCGCCGGCAUCGGAAUCGGACGCCGGACAUCUUCCAGCGGCUGUCCGGACGGGCGUCGGUCCGAGAGCGUCCGACUCUCAGCAGGCCAGCAUUGGGCGAGAACAAAGUGCUCAGUCAGAUGACGAAUACAACAACGAAGACGAGGACGGCUUACAGCAUCCACGGUCGGAAUCCCGCCGAAGCGGCAACCCACCAGCUUCAAACGACGUCAAUGGAUCGGAGGCCAUCAACUGGGUUCAGCUGGGGUUCCGACCCGAGUGCGACAUCGUCGAGAAGGAUGCCCUGUCUGCGAUUCGGCGUGCCACUACAAUCCGGUGCAAACAGGAGUUGGCAAAUGUGACCUGCCUCGUUCGCCGCGGCCUCUUAUACCCGAGUGAGCUACCACGGUUUUGUGACAGUUCGCCAGGACGAGUCAUCGGCGCACAUCUGGGCUGCUUCCGUGACGACCGCAAGUCGCGGAUCUUUGAGCGGCUAGCCUCGCGGACGCGCUCCAACUCUCGGCGACACUGCGUCGGCCUCUGCCUGCGUCUCGGAUUUCCCUGGGCCGGCCUUCAGUAUGGCUCCGAGUGCUUCUGCAGCAAGGAGAGGCCCGCAGCGAACCUCACGCUUCCGUCGCGCUACUGCGACAUGGUCUGCCCGGCCGACGAGAACGAGUUGUGCGGCGGCUACCUCGCCAUGGACGUCUUCUCGACGGGGCUGCCCACUGUCGGCGAAGUCACGAAACGGGAAAUCCUGUGGCCGCUGGCUCUGGCUAGUGCCAAGACACUGAAGCCGGCACGCAUCGCAUUCCUGCUUUCGGUCAACGGCCGCGCGGUUCGUCAGGUGCUACGUCUGUUGCAGUUCCUCUACCACGAGCGUCAUGUCUUCUACAUUCACGUUGAUGCCCGGCAAAACCACAUGUACCGGUCACUACUGGUGCUGGAGUCGAGGUACACCAACGUGCAUCUGGCGCGGGACCGCCUGGCCACCAUUUGGGGCGGCUCGAGCCUGCUCGAGAUGCUCUUGCGGGGCAUGGCCUACCUCCUGCGCGAGCACCCCGGCUGGGACUACUUUGUGAACCUAAGCGAGACCGACUACCCCGUCAAGUCUCGCAAGGAACUGGAAAUGUUCCUGGCCGCCAACAUGGGGUCCAACUUUGUCAAGUCUCACGGCCAAGAUACACAGAGGUUCAUCGGGAAGCAGGCGCUGGAGCGCACAUUCCACGAAUGCGGCGGGCGCAUGUGGCGCUUGGGGCCACGCACGCUGCCGUGGGGCCUGCGGCUUGACGGCGGCAGUGACUGGGUCGCACUGCACCGGGACUUCUGCUCCUACGUUGCGCUUCCCGAGCACGAGGACCCCCUGCUGCAGGGGCUCAAGGCGCUUUUCCGACACACCCUCCUGCCGGCUGAGUCGUUCUUCCACACAGUGCUGCAGAACAGCAUCUUCUGCGGCACAGUGGCCGACCAAAACCUGCGGCUAGUCAACUGGAAGCGGCGCCAGGGCUGCCAGUGCCAGCACCGUCACGUUGUCGACUGGUGCGGAUGCUCGCCCAACGUGUUCCGCACGGACGACUGGCCUCGCAUUCAGGCUACUCGCGACCGUCCUGUCUUCUUUGCCCGGAAGUUCGAGUCGUCGGUCAGCCGCAAAGUGCUAGACCAGGUGGACAUCUGGAUCGCAGAGUCGCGACCCCACCACUCGUCGGCCGGCCCUGCGGUUCCGCCCACUGGCUACUGGCAGAGCGAGUACGACCGUGGUGACGACGCGGCUGCAGCUGACGACAAGCUGACGGUCUACGAGAGUCUCGCAAGGCUUGCUGAUCGGCACAUCGGUUCAUUGUGUGCCGUCAGCCGCAACCGCAGCCUCCUAUCAAUUGAUGCCGUCCAUCUCUACUUUUUCGGAGACCAAUUUCAGGGCUUGCUGGUGUCGUACACAACUGGUGGCGACUCCUUCGAGGCGCACCUGGCACCAUUGGAGCGGUGGCAGCCAGGCAAUCAAGAAACGGCUGCGGCUCCGGCCCUGGCUCGGCUUCGAUUCAUCUCCGUGGGCACAGAGUACGACCCGAAAGAGCAGUUGGUCCGGGACUUUGCACGGAUUCUGGGACCCGACUCGUCGCCCGGUGUCCUCCACUCGUGGGGUGCCGGCCAAGCGGUCGCGGUCACCAUUGUCUGGGUGGAUCCGGCCAAGGUGGUCGCUGGAUCAUACGAGGUCCAGGUUGAGCCAGGGCCGCAGACGCUAUUCCACCGCCCCGAGUUCCGGAAGCCCCUUCGUCCCGGUGCCUGGACCGUGAUGCUGUUCCACCACUGGUCUCUCGUGGCCCAGAUGCGCUUCCUGGUCUCUCCAGUCGCAUAUCGCGACGGAAGGAAGCUGGUCUCAACGACAGUCGCAUCACAAGCCAACGGCGGCCCUCGGGGUCCGUACAUAGGGCACGAUCUGUCUCGAGUGGAAGAGCACUUAGGCUACUCGGUCGAGACGCGCCGCACCCUGCAGAUGCAGGCGGACGAGGAUGCAUCGCUCGUCGGACAAGACCUGGAAAGAUGGGUUGACGCCCUGAUGGCGCAGUUCUGGACGUUUCGCGUGGCAUGCUCCGCGCGUUAUGGGUCGUCAAGUCGAGCGUGCGAGUUGUUGACGCCGUGCAGGGAAAGCGGAUGGAGUUCGUACUGGCCGGACCCAACUGUCGAGGUUGUGGCUGGUACAUGAGGCUUCUAGAUGUUACUGCAGAGGGGCUAGUGCAAGCGUAGGACGACACGUUCUUUUUCUCUUGUUUUCGAUAUCGGUGAUUGCUGGCAGAGGUGGUUCGCAUUUUGAAAAAGCGAGAAAGGAAUAGUCAAACCUCUCUGUUUGGUGAUGAAGCAACUCUGUAAUGUUUCUCGCCGAUAUCAGCAUGUAAUGAACAUAUGCUUAUAACGAAUAUAAUGAAGGCAGUUUGGUGUCAGGUGUGACUUCGUCACAGGGAGGUUCAACUGUGCCAGUGUAGAUUGCUCUCGGUAGCUUGAGUCUAAAUGACGAGAGAAAACGAGAGAAAAAAAAAAGACGAGAAGACGAAGACGAGAGAGCAAACGCAGUUAGCAGUGGCUGGGCCCUGCUGUGCGGUCCACGGCCGGUAUGGGAAGCUACGCUGUCUAGACAUUACUGUAGACUAUCUAGAACAGAGGUCUGAAACGCAUUGUCCACGGUCUUGGUACAACUCGUGGAAUAUAUUUCUAUGCAGCCCUCGAGGCUCUGCACGGGGCACAAACCCCCUGAGCUGCCAAACAUCUGGCAAUUCUGUGUACUAUUUCCUGGAAGCAUGACAGCGUGGUCUGUUGAAGCUGCAUGCAGUUACGCAGCCCAGUAACCUGACUAGAGUUUUAAGAAACUCGACCUAUAUGCGGGCGUUGAACAGCGUGCUUGUUUUGUCGUGUCUGGGACACCGGAGUUUGCUUGGGAAAGGAUUUUGGUUUUCAUGAGGCAAAAGGAAAAGCCAGAUGAGGGAACUGCUACCACACUUAUUUACGUUAGCACUGAUGUAUUGCUUCAGUAGUUCCUUAUUAUUUGUUCUUUUGUUUUGCUUGCCUCGAUUCUAUUUAACCCAGCUGGUCGCUGGUAACACAUGGUUGGCUUUAGAGGAGGCAGAAGAAAAUUCACUGUAGGUUGCCCUCCUUUGUUGCUUCAUAUUGAAGAAGAAAAAAAUUAUCAUCAUAGUCUUCUCACAUGCCUCCACAAGCAGAGGAAUUGCCUAUUUCAGUCCGUCGCUUUUUUUUUUUUACCUCGUUGAGUCAAUGAGCAAAGCAACAGAUCAAGAACAUGCAGCUGGUCAGCAGAGACUUGCAGUGGCUGUGUGAUCAACAUCCCGGUGGUGCAGCCUUACCCGUUCUUUACAAAAUGCUUUCCGAGUUUGGUUCCUGCAAGCAGUCCGUGAUGCCAUGAAGAGGGAAUCGAUGGAGCUUUUGGUGAGCCGGCUGAAGUAUCUAGCUGGAGCUGUGACUUCACGCUACAUCGUUGUUAAGGCGGUCCUGUAAGCCAUCUAGCUUGCAGCUCAUUUUCUGUGGUGUCCCAAUAUUGCUGAUGCUAGCUGACAUUCUAAAUUAAAAAAAAAUAAUAAUCCAGUGAAGAUUGUGAGGGUCUAAUACCCAUGCAUGCAGGCGAGUGUAAUGCAGUUAAGUGUCUAGAACAUUAAGUUUCUUAAUGUCAUUAAAUUGAAAGUUUGCUGCUAAAUGCACUUUCUUUAAUGGUGUUAAAUGUCACAAUGAUGAUGGCUACAGAGAAUGUGGUAAGUUUGUUUGCUGAUCGUAAUAUAACUUCAAAAAUGAUUUAAAUUGCAAAAGUUGAACAAAUGCCACUUAAAACAUCUGUAGGCAUUUUUUGUGUAGACUUAUUUCAGGUCACUUCAAAAAUUAAUUCUCACGUGCGGGCAUAACUGUACCGUUGGGAGGACAAUUGACGGCCAAGCAAAUUGUGAGAAUGCACUACUCAGCAAGUGACAUUGGGCCUUAAUGCUAUUCUUGUGUCUAUCUGGCACUGCACAUAUGGCACUUAGCCGUUAAUGUCAUAUUUUGUGCCUUUAAGAAACCUACUACGACCUUAAAAUCUUCAUCUUGUCGAGCGCCAGAACACGUAGCAAGAAUCCUUGAGCUCGAACUUUGUGGUCAAGGUUGAAGAGGCUGGACAUUGGUUUAUCCUUGUGUUGGAAUAUAAGUUGCGAGUUCAAAAACAAGCAAACCGUCCCAUCAGACAGUGGAGAAAAACGCGAUGUCCGCAAGCGGCAGUGCGAGCGCGAUGGGAAAGAAGACUCCGUGGACGCGGAUGCAAGCAGCGUUGCACCGUGCCGUCACUGCUGUGCCGUGCUACGCCUCACCUUAAAGAGGCCCUUACCACCCAGGAAUGUAAAAAACGCGGGCGGCACCAUGCUGAAGCCACCUCGCUGCUGCUACGCGGCAAAGACAGCGGAGGUCUGUGUCGCUCAGUUGGAGUAAAUGCAGUGAUACAUGCGCCAGCACCACACCGAGUAGGCAUUUCACUAAUUACACACCCAUCAUAAGAAUGUUAAUCACAAUAACGUCGCGAAUCGUCUCCAAAGGAUGGAAGUGCUGCCGACUUUUCUCGAAGGUUUUAGCAUGAUAAGUGAUCUCAAAGCAAAAGAGUCACCAAAUUCCUAACUCUUGACACAUGGUUUGUUGAUACCUGGAGACUUCUACAGCUGACUUCUGUUAAUCUGGGCCGGUAUGACGUACGGAUUCCUUUUGCUCAAUUAUAUUCCUUUCUUAUCACCCACUGUUCGCGACCAGCCAAUCCUAGUGAUAAAGUGGGCAGAGUGGCAGUCGUAUCACAGACAGAGCAGAAUAGCUUUGGAAUAAAUUCAUUGCAUCAUCCUGAACUGAUAUGUGUUAUUUCGCUUUCCUACCAAUGUGAUCUUGCUCAGUGAUCCCAACAAAAAGUCGCAAAAGCUUGUAAGGAAGGGUGAGUUCAGGUUAAUUUGAUCUCAUAAUGCCGUAUCUUGCAGAUGUGUGCUUCUGUAAUAAUAGUUCUAAUAUUCUCUUUCUCUGCUUGGAUCUUGCUUUGGGAACACUUGUGCAACAUUUAGUGGCAACACAUUGUAGAAAGCCAACAGCUGUCAGCGCAUUAGGACACCAGUGUAACGAACGUUAAUACACUAAAUUAACAAUUACAAUAAGUGAAUUCAAAAUUUGCGAUUUAUUUUUUGGAGAUACCAGCGUGUGUGGUCAUAAUCCCUUUCAUGUAUCCCUUUCAGGUGCCACUUAAUCCUGCUCAUUGACAAUUUAAUGUCACCUCAUUUCUUGCUUGAAAAUCAUGAAAAUGUAUACAUAUACAGAACGGACUAAGAAUUUUUAAUUCGUCUGCAAGUUUUGUCAAGUUUACAGAAUACCUGGCCCUUGCGCCAUUAAACACCAUACAUCAUCAAGUUUACAGAAUGUGGACUUCAUGCGAGAACUCUCCGCAGGAACGUUGGAUAUUAGAACGGCAAUUAUUUCAUGUCUAGCAUACUUGGGACGUUGCUAUCCAGCCACUUGAAGAAUGCUCCUGGUCUAAUUCAGUGCGGAGAACAUAGAAAGAAAACCCACCAUGUGACGACAGAAUGACGCCAAGAGCAAACACCCAUCCAUCAUACCUUUCCAUUCAUUUCAGUAAAACACUUUACACAUACAUUCAAAGUUGCAGAACAGGUCAAAUCAGAAUUGUUUCAAGAUGUAUGCAACACAUUCUUAAAUGUUAUUUAUUUUCAUCACUGCCUAUCUGUGCACGAUUGUUCACACAGCUCCUGAAGGGUAUACAAAGAAGGUAUUUUCAUGUUGGGUCCGACUUGGUUAUAGUGAGGUUUUAUUGUACACACAGAAAUGAUCACAGAGCGGAGAAAUGAAAAGAGCUAGCUGGCAACUGCCACUAGGACGGGCACAAUGCCAUUCUGCUUUAGUAAGGAAAAAAAAUACAUAGAAAAGGAAAAAGACAGCAAGUAAAGAAUAGGAAACAGAUUACAGCAAUUUUUUCUAAAGUGCAACGGCUACUGUUUGCUUUGUCAACGUCGUCAGUCAGAUUGGUCAACGGCUAGCUAUCAGGCAGUCGAAAACCAAGCAAGCACAUGCUCUAGCUUCAUGGCUGGCACCAACACAGUGGCUUCAUCUUCACUGCGUGUGCUUAGCUGGCGUGCGAGUUGCACGCAGUCGAUCAAAUGUUGUUUCCUAGUCCCGCUGGAUUUUCAAGUUGCACCAAGUGUAGUGCAUGUUUGUUGUCCUUCCAUGUUAAUAUUUUCUUUUUUUAGUUUUCUUUUGUCUGAUAACACGUUGCAACAAAUCUAGCACCAUGCAAUACUCCCCCCGAUGGUUGCUGGCAUCUUGUAGUGACAGCGGCGGUGGUUUUAAACUAGACUUAACUGAUCACAACGGAUGUGGCCAGCCAGUUCAAUGUGAAGUUAAAGCAAUAAUACAGGCAGACAUAUUCAAAUGCAAUUAGACAUGAUGAAUCGGGCUAUUUCUUGCCGAGAAUUAGACUCCUCCUUCAUUGAGUUGUAUUGAUCAUGCCAUAUAUUUUUAAGCAGCAACUGAAAAGAAAAAAAAAAAGAAUCAGCAAUAGGGGGGGGGAUUUGGCCUUUACUUUUUUGUGAAAGGUUGUGCAGUCUAACACGGAAAGUUCAGACAGGCACAUUCAAAGAACCACUAAUGAGCUCUUCAUGUAGUGCAAGAGGUGCAGCAAAGCACAGACAUGGGGGUUCCAGACAUUAAUGUCACUGACCGACUUUUAACUCCCUCUCCUCUCUACUAAAACGCAGCGGUCUGGUUUCUGAGAGUGACACGUGUAUAAGAUCAUGACAACCAACCAGUUCAGCAAAAAAGUAGUGCAAAGUUGUGUGUAUUCAGGUCAGAGGAAAGAGCAACAGCUUAUCUGAGUUGCUGGCCGCAAGCUGCAACAAGUAGACCUUAGAAGAGCUUUGUGUCGCUUGCAAGCCAUAGUUUCGCCACUCCGGCCCAACAACCUGUGGCACAGAACUGCAGUAUGCUCUUCCAACGAGAAUUGGGUCAAAAUGUACACAUUUCACCAUCGCAGGGCUAAAGACAAUUAGUGUAGUUAACCUCUGAUAAACAAUACUCGUGACUGGCUUACUUGCUAUGAACUACGCUGCUGAGAAAUGCUUAUUUGUGGUAAAAGUACGGUUAGUUGCAGUGCUCGUCACUCAUGCUGACUUGCCAUGUGAACACGGCCUUGGCGUGGGCACAUCCGGGAUGUCAAUUUGCGAGUCAUGUCAGUUGCACACCAUAAAGUGCUUUUUAUUUGCAUACUGAAUGUUUUGAAUCUUUAUUCCUAUCCCAAGCACUAUUGGCAAAACUCACAAGCACUGAAAUUGGCGAAAUGAAAGAGCACCAUAUGUGUACCCCAAGCAAGGGGCGAUGUUGUUGAGAGGGUCAGUUAUUAUUUUCAAACUUUAGGAAAACUGAAAAGCAUGAAAGUGAGACCCUGGCAAAAAAUCAUUUAAUGUUGUCUUUUCAGAUUUGGUUCCAGCAUCAUCAACACUGGCGCUGUAAUGGAAGGCUUAGUGCAGUUGAAGUAAGCUCACCUGGCUCUUAGGUGCAGCACUGUCAUUGCAGUAAGCUGCCACCGUUAUGCGGUGCUCCACGUUGUUGUAGGUGUUCUUGCAAGUCAUUCAGCAAAGCACGUGUGUGUCAGACUUGAGGCGAAGCAAGAGACUUGAUACGUAAUGGGUUAAUCGCUGUAUAGACCUUGUAGGUUGUUCAUUUGUGCUCGUGUGACCUUGCAGUUGUGGUCAAGCCGCUGCUUGAAAGAUCUAUAGGUCUCUUUUCUUUCAGUAUGUGAAAGGAACAUCGAAACAAAUUUAUAAAGUCUAAUUCGAGUUAUUUCUCUCUUUAAAUAUAGACUCUGUCAAAUUAGAUCUCAUGUUGGUUCUUGGCUGAUAGUUCUUCAGUAGGCCUUAAUAUCUUGCCCGCUAGUUUAAGUUUAGGUUUCACUGCAAGUAAUGACCCUCAGUGUUACAAUUUGGUCACCGUCUCCGCAACGUCUUGCUUUGGAAUGAGGUGCACCUAAGUUGCCGUUUGAAUAUUCAACUCCUUUUCAUGAUGUGCCUUCAAAUCAUAUUGCAUGUCAUACAGCAAUUUCAGUCAGAACUCUUGUGAACUCUUGUGAGUUGCAGCAUAUGAAACAAAACAAAAAGAAGAAAGCUUUCUCAUUUUGCACGGAAUGCUGGGGGCAACAUUCUCCAGUGUAUGUGCUUGUGGCAAGUUUCCUGUGUUGUGUUAAGCGAUCCCAGAGGAAUGCAAACUCUUGCUGUCUAGUCUACCCUAGCAUUUCUUAAAAUAGCUUUUUGCUGUUUUUAGUAUCGCGAGUAGGUUCUAGCUCUUUUUUGACAAAACAAUUCGGUUUUGUCAAGUAAUUUUUUCUCGAGAGUGUGUGAUGCUUGUUCCCCUGGAGAUAUUGUGCCUUUGUAUUGUGUUUCAUGUUGCCUUUGUCAUGUCUUUGAUCCUGUUCCUUUCUUCCAUGUCCUCAAGUUCAUGUGUUCAACCUUUGCUGUGCUUAUGUGCAUAGUUGUGUUCUGCGUCGUACUAAUUUCAAGUAACGUGCAUAUCAAUUGUCCGAAGUUUUUACAAACCUGGGAAUGCCAGAACCCUCUAUAUUGCUUUUUUUUGUUAAAAACUGAUUUCUCAUAUUUCAUUGUUGGCUUUGUUAGGAGAAAAUCUGAGCUUUAUGUUCUAGCUGUUUCUUUUUAAAGUUCUCAUUCACGUUGUAGGUGUUUUUUUUUGUGUUGUUGUUGUGGAUUUGUGCACUAACAAACCUGUGGUGCUUUUCUAUGAAAUGAUGGUAUCGAAAUGCCUGAACUCUGUAAUAGUAUUGACUGUGCAUGCGUGUGCUUUCCGAAAGUACCAGAAUGCAUCUUUCAUGACGUCUAGGCACAGAGAUUGCUGCAGCUUUGUAAAGAGGCUGCAAACCAUUCCAGCUUAAGUCACGGACGAAGUCAUCCAAUCAUUUUUUAAUAGGCUUAAUAAUUAAGGCUUAACUAACUAAUCUGGCCCCUCAGUGCACUCAUCAUGGGAAACAAUCAAGCAGACUUUUCUGCACAAUGAACUGACUCUCCUGGAACCAUUGCAUAUCACAUGAAGCUUCGCUGUAAGCAGGCUUUACAUGCAUCGAAUUUUGGUAGCCUCAUGUACAUAGUGUUGUUUGUGUGUAACAUUUGUGUGCACGUAGUUGUGCCAUACUGUAAUCAUGUGAUGUAGAGUUAACCACCCACACGCUUCUGCGUACUUAGUUUAAUAGCUCGUUGCUUGUUUUCAGUACUAAGUGGUUUUUCUUAGUUUGUUGUUUCUAAAGGUGCCAUGCUUUACACAUGUUUUUUUUAUACAUAUCUAUAUAUAUAUAGCCAAGCUGUGAUGAAGUGUCACUAUAAGAAUUGUUCAUCACUUUGGACACAGGCUUCUGGGCCCUCCUAGAUAUGCCUGAAGCAAUACGUACCUCACUCAUCAAGGACACUGAUGUGGGGCUGCUUGCUUUGCAUUUGUCGCUGUAGUCUUCAGUUUCGUGAAGAUAUGUAGUCUUCAUCAGAUAAUAUGUAGUCUUCACCAUAGUCUU